UUGGUUCUGUAUUCUAUGGUGGUAGCUUAGGUAGAGUAACCGAUGAGCUGGUCAUUCGUGUUGUGCAGUGGAAUUAACCAUGUAUCCAUCUAUUAUGGAUUUUUAGUCAUUAUAAAGGGCAAUAUUCAAUAGGCAUCAGGUAGAAAGCAACGGAACAUGGUCAGCGUAUUCCAAAAAAUGUUUCAGCGCCUUUGGGGCAAGCAAAGUACAGCAGCCACGAUGUCGGCUGCUUCAAGUUUCAUCGAGCAAACGUUGGAAAAUAGCCCCGUUGUCAUAUUCUCGAAGAGUUAUUGCCCAUUUUGCAGAAAAGCAAAGCAAGUAUUUGAUGAACUCCAUGUAUCUUACGUUGCUGUCGAGCUUGACGGUAGGGCAGAUGGCAGUGAGAUUCAGAAUGUUUUGCGACAAAUGACUGGCGCCAGCACGGUCCCAAGGGUGUUCGUGAACAAGCAAUGCCUGGGUGGUUGUAGUGACUUGGAAGAAAUGUAUGGAAAGAACCAGUUACAAACACUGCUCCGGUCAAAUGGAUUACUGUAGUGAUAUGCAAAUUAACGAUAACAGGGUAUGAUCGUUUUUUCUGCUCAAUAUUUAAACAGGUCUGUAAUGAAAAUUUUGAAUAAAGCUUACACCAAUAUGA
Molecule: messenger RNA, 634 nt
Organism: Dermacentor silvarum
Lineage: Eukaryota; Metazoa; Arthropoda; Arachnida; Ixodida; Ixodidae
Exons: 4
Coding region: 157-534 (125 amino acids)
Biological process (GO): cellular response to oxidative stress
Cellular component (GO): cytoplasm
Molecular function (GO): glutathione disulfide oxidoreductase activity
Source: RefSeq, a predicted model, not a curated record